This is a messenger RNA of Kluyveromyces marxianus DMKU3-1042, 1419 nucleotides long. RefSeq names its product 4-aminobutyrate transaminase (gene UGA1). Gene Ontology annotation, biological process: GABA catabolic process. Bases 1 to 1419 code for a protein of 472 amino acids. The record is from RefSeq and is a predicted model, not a curated record. Gene Ontology annotation, cellular component: mitochondrion. The transcript has a single exon. Gene Ontology annotation, molecular function: pyridoxal phosphate binding. NCBI's taxonomy places the organism in Eukaryota, Fungi, Ascomycota, Saccharomycetes, Saccharomycetales, Saccharomycetaceae.
AUGUCUAUUGCUGCUAAAUAUUAUCCAAACGAACCUGUUGAGCCAAAGGUUCAAACUACAGAAAUCCCAGGUCCAGUUUCCAAGGCUAAGAUCGCAUCCCUAGGAAAGGUGUUUGAUUCCAGACCAGCGUACUUUGUUGCCGACUACUCAAAGUCCGUUGGUAACUACAUCGUGGACGUUGAUGGCAACGAAUAUCUAGAUCUAUAUGCACAAAUUUCUUCUAUUGCGUUGGGUUACAACAACCCAGCCUUGAUUGAGGCUGCCAAGUCUGACAAGAUGAUCAGGGCUUUAGUUGACAGACCAGCCUUGGGUAACUUCCCAGGCUCGGACUUGGAAGAUAUCCUAAAGCAAUUGCUCAAGUUUGCUCCAAAGGGACAAGACAAGGUUUGGAAUGGUUUGUCCGGUGCGGAUGCUAACGAGUUGGCUUUUAAGGCCGCAUUCAUGUACUACCGUCAAUUGCAAAGAGGUGGUCACGGUGCGGAGUUUUCUGAGGAGGAAACGUCUACCGUGAUGAAAAACUCUACCCCAGGUUCCCCAGACUUGGCCGUUCUUUCUUUCAAGAGAGCUUUCCACGGUAGAUUAUUUGCUUCUGGUUCGAGUACCUGUUCCAAGCCUAUCCAUAAAUUGGAUUUCCCAGCCUUCAACUGGCCACACGCCGAGUACCCAUCUUACAAAUACCCAUUAACGUCCUACGAAGAAGAAAACAAGAAGGAAGAUGACCGUUGUCUAGCUAUCGUCGAAGACCUAAUCAAGAGCUGGCCAACUCCAGUUGCUGCUCUGAUCAUCGAACCAAUUCAAUCUGAGGGUGGUGACAACCAUGCUUCCAAAUACUUCUUGCAAAGCUUGAGAGAUUUGACCUUGAAGUACAACGUCGUUUAUAUUAUCGAUGAAGUCCAAACUGGUGUAGGAGCUACUGGUAAGCUUUGGUGCCACGAAUGGGCUGAUAUCCAACCACCUGUGGACCUAGUUACCUUUUCUAAGAAGUUCCAAUCUGCUGGUUACUGGUUCCACGAUGAAAGAUUCAUUCCAAACAAGGCCUACAGACAAUUCAACACCUGGUGUGGUGAUCCAGCUAGAAUGAUCAUCGCUGGUGCAAUCGGCCAAGAGGUUGUCGAUAAUAAGUUGGUUGAUCAAUGCGCACGCGUCGGUGACUACUUGUUCGCAAAGUUAGAAAAACUACAAGAAAAAUACCCAACCAAGUUCGGGAACUUGAGAGGUAAGAACCGUGGUACUUUCAUCGCUUGGGAUUUGGAAUCUCCAGCUCAAAGAGACCAACUUUUGAAGAUUUUGAAGUCCAACGGUUGUAAUGUUGGUGGUUGUGCUGAAAAAUCUGUCAGAUUGAGACCAUCUUUGACUUUCGAGGAAAAGCAUGCUGACAUCUUCGUCAAUGCUUUGGUCAAGUCUGUUGAACAGUUGUAG